CUUCUAAGAAAGACUCCUGUUCCUGAGGCCGAAGCCCUGAAAAAGAGGAGGAAGAGGAUGGAGGAGCCGGGAACGGCUGUUCCUCAGGGAUGGCUGACCUUCAGGGAUGUGGUCAUCAAAUUCUCCCAGGAGGAGUGGGAAUGCCUGGGCCCUGCUCAGCGGGCCUUGUACCGGGACGUGAUGCUGGAGAACUACAGGAACCUGAUGUACCUGGAUACUUGUUCUUCACAUGUGAACAAGAAGUUACAACCAAAGGAGGAUAGUAAUACAGGAAUAUUCCAAACAGUGAUGUUGGAGAGACAUAUAAGCCAUGAAGUCAAGGAUUUGCACUUUAGGGAAAUUGAGGAGAAUCCUCAUGACAUUGAGUGUCACUGGAAAGGUGAUGAAAGAAAGUACAAAGGAAUGCCUAUAAUCCAUAAAAAUCAUCUCACUGUUACAAAACAUCAACAUAAUGGAAGGGAUGCAGAAAACAAGUCUAUUGAAAAUUGCCUAGGAGUCAACUGUCAGGAUGAAGUGUCUAUAUUUCAAACUGAAGUCGAAAAUCAUGACUGUAAUGAAGUUAAGUCUCUCAGCAGUAUUUCUUCAUUUUCACCACUUCUAAGAAUUCCUUUUAGUGUCGAAACCAACAAUUCUAAAAAAUAUCAGAAGGAUUUUGCACAUUCUUCAGUAGACACUCAAGAGCAAAAAUCACACAAGGGAAAACCUUGCAAAUGCCUUGACUGUGGCAAAACCUUUAAUCAGGUCUCACACCUGACUGGACAUCAGAUAAUCCAUACUGAAGAAAAACCAUGUAAACGUGACAUAUGUGCAGAAGUCUUCCAUAAAAAUUCAUUCUUUGAAAAUCACUGGAGAACUCAUACUGAGAAGAAACCAUACAAAUGUCAUCAGAGUGCCCAGGCCUUUAGUUUAAGGCUGAGUUUGAAUUCCCAUGAGGCAGACCACACUGGCAAGAAACUUUUCAAGUGCACAGAAUGUGGCAAAGCCUUCGGUCAAAAUGCAAAACUUAAAAAUCACAUGAGAAUCCAUACUGGAGAGAAACCUUUCAAAUGUAAUGAGUGUGGCAAAGCCUUUACCCGAGCCUCAAACCUCACUACACAUCAGAAAAUCCAUACUAGAGAGAAACCAUAUAAAUGUGACAUAUGUGGGAAAGUCUUCAGUAAAAAUUCAUACCUUGAAAAUCACCAGAGAACUCAUAUUGGGGAGAAACCAUACAAAUGUAAGGAGUGUGGCAGAGCCUUUAGUUUGAGUUCAAACCUAACUAAGCAUCAGCUAAUCCAUACUGGAGAGAGACCUUACAAAUGUAUCGAGUGUGGCAAAGACUUCAGUCAAAACUCACAACUGAAAAAGCACAGGAAGAUCCAUGCUGAAGAGAAACCUAUCAAAUGUAAUGAGUGUGGCAAAGCCUUUUCUCGCCCCUCAAGCCUUAGCAACCAUCAGUCAAGCCACAGUAGAGAGAGACCUUACAAAUGUAAUGAGUGUGGCCGAGCCUUUAGGUUGAGAUCAGCUCUAACUAAGCAUCAGGUAACCCAUAGUGGAGAGAGACCUUACAAAUGUAAUGAGUGUGGCCGAGCCUUUAGAUGGAGAUCAACCCUAACUAAGCAUCAGGUAACCCAUACUGGAGAAAGACCGUACAAAUGUAAUGAGUGUGGCAAAGUUUUUUGUGAUAACUCAACACUUAAUUGUCACAGGAGAAUCCAUACUGGAGAGAAACCUUUCAAAUGCAAUGAGUGUGGCAAAGCUUUCCGUGGAAACUCAAAACUUAAUUUUCACAAGAGAAUCCAUACUGGAGAGAAACCUUUCAAAUGCAGUGAGUGUGGUAAAGUUUUCCGUCAAUACUCACAACUUUAUUAUCACAGGAAGAUCCAUGUUGGAGAGAAACCUUUCAAAUGUAAUGAGUGUGGCAAAGUUUUCCGUGAAAACUCAAAACUUAAUUUUCACAGGAGAGUCCAUACUGGAGAUAAACCUUUCAAAUGCAAUGAGUGUGGCAAAGUUUUCCGUCUAUACUCACAACUUUAUUAUCACAGGAAGAUCCAUACUGGAGAGAAAUCGUUCAAAUGUAAUGAGUGUGGCAAAGUUUUCCAUCAAAAUUCACAACUUAAAUGCCACAUGAGAAUCCAUACUGGGGAGAAACCUUUCAAAUGUAAUGAGUGUGGCAAGGUUUUCCGUCAAAAUUCAAAACUUAAAUGCCACAUGAAAAUACAUAGUGGGGAGAAACCUUUCAAAUGUAAUGAGUGUGACAAAGUCUUCACUCAAAAGUCACAACUCAAAAACCACAGUAGAAUCCAUACUGAAGAGAGACCUUACAAAUGUAAUGAGUGUGGCAAAGCCUUUAGGUGGAGAUCAAUCCUAACUAAUCAUCAGGUUAUCCAUACUGGAGAGAGACCAUACAAAUGUAAUGAGUGUGGCAGAGCCUUUAGGCGUAGAUCAACUCUAACUAAGCAUCAGCUAAUCCAUACAGGAGAGAGACCUUACAAAUGUAAUGUGUGUGGCAAAGCUUUUAGGUGGAAAUCAAUCCUAACUAUGCAUCAGUUAAUUCAUACAGGAGAGAGACCCUACAGAUGUAUUGAGUGUGGCAGAGCCUUUAGGCAUAGAUCCACCUUAAUUAAGCAUCAAGUAAUCCAUACUGGAUAUAGACCUUACAAAUGCAAUGAGUGUGGGAAAGUCUUCAGUCAAAACUCAAAACUUAAAAGUCACAUGAGAAUCCAUUCUGGAGAGAAACCUUUCAAAUGUUGUGAGUGUGGUAAAGCCUUUGCUCAAGGCUCAUACCUUACCAAUCAUCAGAAAAUCCACAGUGUAGAGAGACUUACAGAUGUAAUGAGUGUAGCAGAGCCUUUAGGUAUAGAUCCACCUUGGAUAACCAUCAAGUAAUCCAUACUGGGGAGAGACCUUACAAAUGCCCUAACUGUAGCAAAGUCUUCAGUGGGAACUCAGAAGUCACAGGAGAAUCUAUUCUGUAGAGAAACUCAAAUGUAACAACUGUGGUAAAGCAUUUACUCAAGGCUCACUCCUUACUGAUUAUCAGAAAGUCCAUAAUGGAGAGACUUACAAAUGUCAUGAUCGUGGCAGAGCCCUUAGUUUCAGAUCAACCCUAACAAAGCAUCUCCUAAUCCAUACUGUAGAGACACCUAAGAAACCUAAUGAGUGUGGCAGAACCUUUAUGUUGAAAUCAACCCUAACUAAUCAGAUAAACCAUACUGGAGAGAAACCUUCCAAAUGUAAUGAUUGUCAUGAAGUCUUCAGUCAGAGAUAAUACCUUGCAUAUUACAGGAGGAUUCGCACGGGAGAGAAACCUUACAGGUGCAGCAUAGGAAUGCCUUCACUCAAGGCUCAAACCUCAGUACACAUCAGAUAAUCCAUUCUGGAGAGAACCUUACAAAAGCCACUGAAGUUGACAGGGCUUUUAGUGUUGCCUUAGACUCAGGCUUCACCAAAUAGUUACUACUUAAAAUCCAAUUAAUGUGGGAAAGUUGUUUGUGCUCACUCCUCUCUAGAUGCAAGAAUCUUUGUCCUGGUGCUCACCUCUGGAGCAGGACGCCUCACUCCCUCCACGAGUGUGCAAUUUGCGUUAUUAAAAUAACUUUGGUUUUACCUGCUCCACCUGGCUGGUUAAUUCUCUUGAUCAGAGUCAUGAACCCUCCUUCAGGGUUGAGGUUUCACCCAGAGUGCAGGGAUAUCUACCGAAACUGAUUGCCCAAGAACAGUUUGGUGACUGCGAAGCGCUUCCAAACAUGGCACUUACUAAUAAUGGUUUCUAACAAUAAUCAAGUAAGUACUGUAUUCUGGACAAAGAUCAGACUUCUAAAUCAUGAAUGAGCCAAUAUAGAAUGUUGGGAUGCCACAUGGUCACAUAGACAAGCCUAUCCUAAGGACAAAUAUUCAAAGAAAUAUAUUAAGCAGCAUAUACACUGUGCCAUAAUCAACCUGUAUUUAAAAGACCCUAUCAAAACCCCAAACCCUAAAAUCUUUAAAUGCACCUCUAUUUUCUCAGGUUUCCUGCAUGCCUGAGUGUGUACUUUGCCUUUAAGCAAAAUCUUGCUUUAUUUUUUUUUUUGCUUAUAAAAAAAAAGUGUGUGUUCUGGAAAGAUACCAUAGAAAUGUAAUGCAUGUCGUGAGGACUUUAUCUAGUGUUCCAACUUUGAGUCACAUCCUCGAGCAAUAACUUACACAUGAAUUGAGUGAGGCAAAAGCCUUUUUCUGAGUUGAAGACUUCAUUUCAUCAACAGAGGAACUAUAAAUUUAUGUGUCAGAGGCUUUAGAUGGUCCUCACCAUGUAGGAGAGGUCGUAGUGUACAACUUGAGAGAAACCAUGGAAAACUGCAUGCUAAAGCUUUUACACAAAGAUCAAAACUGGAUUGCCAGAGGAUUUAUACCAGAGCAAACCUUGCAAAUGUUAUGGAUGAUAUGAGGCAUUUCCUCAAAUGUCCACAGCUUUGGAGGAAUGAGACAACUUGUGAAGGACAGAAACUAUACAAACUAUACUGAUCAUGGAGGUAUCUUUAAAAGAUAGUCAAAUAGGAUUCACCAAAAAAUACUGGGGAGAAUACUUUCAAAUAGAAUGAAUAUGUUGAGUUUUUUUGUUUUUUUUUUUUACCAGCUUUCCAAAUAGAACA
This is a messenger RNA of Manis javanica (Malayan pangolin), 4610 nucleotides long. NCBI's taxonomy places the organism in Eukaryota, Metazoa, Chordata, Mammalia, Pholidota, Manidae. The record is from RefSeq and is a predicted model, not a curated record.